AUGGCAUAUGUAUAUGUUCAACUUUUGGUUUGGUAUCUGAUGUUCACCUGUUCCAAGACCAUUGGGCAUGGGUCUGGUGUAGCGCAGAGAAAACAAGAAGAAGCAAACGUCACUCUUUUUCUCCAUAACCAUAACCUCUCUUUCCUCUUUUCUCUCCUUUGGCUUUCCAAUUCAUCCUUGCUAGCAACAUUAAUGGAGGUCAAGUAUCAAGAGGAGUACAUAAGGAAUUCAAGAGGAGUGAACCUUUUCACUUGCAGAUGGCUGCCUGUUUCUUCUCCAAAAGCUCUCGUCUUCCUCUGCCAUGGUUAUGGCAUGGAAUGUGGUGACUUCAUGAAAGGAUGUGGGACGAAGCUAGCAAGUCAUGGAUAUGCGGUGUUCGGGAUAGAUUAUGAAGGUCAUGGGCGAUCCAUGGGUGCACGUUGUUACAUCAACAAGUUUGAUGACCUUGUCGCCGACUGUUGCACCUACUUCAACUCCAUAUCAGAAAAGGAAGAAUACAGGAAGAAGAAAAGAUUCUUAUAUGGAGAAUCAAUGGGUGGUGCAGUUGCCCUUGUUGCACACAGAAAAGAAGCCCAUUUCUGGGAUGGUGCUGUUCUAGUGGCUCCCAUGUGUAAGAUAUCUGAGAAGGUGAAGCCCCACCGGGUGGUGAUAAGCAUACUAACAAAAGUAGAAGAUGUGAUCCCCAGAUGGAAGAUUGUUCCUACAACGGAUGUCAUCGAUUCUGCUUUCAAGGACCCUGUUAAGAGAGAGAAGAUACGCGGGAACAAGCUGAUAUAUCAACAGAAGCCGAGGCUUAAAACAGCUCUUGAAUUGCUUAGAACAAGCAUGGCGCUUGAACAGAGCUUGAACCAGGUGAGGCUCCCAUUCCUUGUGUUGCAUGGAGAAGCAGACAGUGUGACGGAUCCAGAAGUAAGCAAGGCUUUGUACAAUGAAGCAAGCAGUAAAGACAAGAGCAUAAAGAUAUACCCUGGUAUGUGUCAUGCCUUGACCGCUGGUGAGACCGACCAAAAUAUCAAUAUUGUCUUUGCUGACAUCAUCUCUUGGCUCGAUGCUCGAUCAUCAUCAUCCCAUGCUAGACACCUGCUGCACCAUCACUCCGCCAUGUAAAACAAAAUUCAGACUUACUUGCAUAUCAUAUCAUGAUAUCAAUUAUAAAAAUAUUAUUUACAUCAUACAACCAUCCAUAUAUAGGAAAGUACUCAUCAGAACUGAAGCUACUAAAUUAAAAAGCAAUAACCAUCACCAUCCCUUUAAUUCCCUCUAUCUUUAAAAUAAAUGGAUCUCCAAACCAUAUCGGUAUUUGUAUUCAUGUGCAUGCCUAAAUAAUAAGUAAGAUCAGGAAAAAAAAAAACAUCUUAAGUUAUUCUAUACCAUUGUUCAAAAUUCUAUCCUUGUAUGCCCAAUUGCCCAUUACCAUUAGUAUUACUUAGCACCAUCCAACUGCUUGUCAUUAAUAACUAACUCUUCAUUACAACUUUCAAUUUUGUUCCAAAUAAGGUUGUAAAAACUUUACAGCAAUUGUUCUUGUAAACUAUAUAGUCAUUCUUAGUUUUUGUUUCGUAUGAAAUAACUUCAGCUGCUUGAUUGGUUAAACACUUAACUUCACAACAUUGGAAAUUGAAAGUUGAGCGAAAAUAUUUGGGGUUAACUCAGAUCCUUUGUAGUCACUAGAUGCAUGAAACAAUUGCCAUGAUGAUUAUUAUUCCAUCUAUCCCAAAAUUAUUGUUCACAAAUAAAAAAAC
Molecule: messenger RNA, 1742 nt
Organism: Lactuca saligna
Lineage: Eukaryota; Viridiplantae; Streptophyta; Magnoliopsida; Asterales; Asteraceae
Source: the annotation of a GenBank genome assembly